CGCGGACUCCGGCAAGCGCCAUCGCGCCGCUCCUCCGGCUAUAAAAUGGGAGCGGGUAGGGAGGCACCAUACCACCCAUCUUCAAUUCUCCAUCCAUCACCAACCUCCGUAGCAGCAUCGCCGGCGCUCUUGGAUUGGAGCCUCGUCCCUGCAAAGGUGCCUCUAUGAAAGGAGGGACGCUACAAACCAUCCUGAUGCUGAACAUGGCGGUGCCACUGCUCUGUCUUGCACUACUGCUCCUAGCAUCCGGCUCCGCCGGCGCCCAAGCUCUCAAAGACUACCCGGAAGUGAAGUUCAGCACCGCUUCGGCGACACCCGAGAAGUACAGCAGCUUCAUCGCCUCGGUCCGUGCCGCGCUGGUGAGCAAAGCAGGGGGGCAGAGCAACGGGAUCCCCGUGCUGCUCAACCAGGACGACCCGCUCGCGCUUGAAACGUAUCUGAACAUCACUCUGACGAACAAGGCAGGGUACUCUGUAAGCCUGAAGAUGGAUGUCACCGGAGCUUACUUCACAGGUUACGUGGCAGGGAAGUACUCGUGCCUGCUCAAAAGAUCAGGCCGCGCAUUCUCAUCGGCAAUCUGUUAUACUGAUCCAUGGUCAUCAAGUUCAGUUGCUACGCUGCUGCAGUCCAGCAUCAGCAGAGAGAGGAGCUAUCCUGCAGGCCAGCAUGAUCUUGGAGCCGCAACGUGGCGAGCUAAAGAUCUGGACCAGGCCGUCUCGUCGCUGUUCCUGUUCCCCACCGGCAACGCCACGAAGGAGGACCUGAGCCGGGCCGUCGCCGCCUGCGACAUGAUGAUCGCGAGCGCGGCGACGUUCCCGUACAUCCAGCGGCGGAUGAGCGCCGGCAUGCGGGAUGGCAACGGCGUCUCCGACGAUCCGAGCCUACACGUCCUCCAGGAGCGCUGGCUGGCGCUCUCCGCUGCGGUCCAGCAGUCUUUCCAGGGCGCCUUCCCGGCUCCGGUCACCGUCCAACGGAGCAACGGCAAGUGGCUGCGAGUGGACAACGUGCGCACGGCCGUCCCCCUCGUGUCCUUCCUGGAGCACGAUACCUGCAAGUCGUCGGCGGCGGCGGCUUCCCAGCAGCUCCCCAUAGUCAUCAGGUCCGUCGUGGAGGAGGCGGACAUGGGCGGUGGUGCUCCGGUGUGCAGCCAGGCGGAGCCGACGACGCGCAUCGUGGGGCCGGAGGGGCGGUGCGUGGACGUGCCCUACAACAGGUACUACAGCGGGAGACAGGUGCAGCUGUGGUCGUGCAAGUCCAACGGCGACGUGAACCAGCUCUGGACCUUCAAGCGCGACGGCACCGUCCGCUCCAACGGCAUGUGCCUGACCGCCGCCGCCGCCGCCCAGGCGGGCGCCCGCGUCGUGGUCGACGAGUGCCCGCCGCGCGUCCCGGCGGAGCGCGCCGUCUGGGAGGCGCGCGCCGACGGCACGGUGGCGCUGCGGUCGAGCGGCCUGGUCCUGUCCGUGACCUCGUCAUCGGCGUUCGCCGGCGUCACGGUGCGGCGCGACGACCGCGGCACGGGCCAGUCGUGGACGCCCACCAACGACACCGCGCCGCUGACCGCCCCCGUCGUCGGGUUCGGCGACCUCUGCCUGCAGGUGGACUUCGCGGGGGCGGUCUCCCUCGCGGCCUGCGGCGGCGCCGGCAUGGCGUGGUCUCUCUACCCCGACGGCUCCGUGCGCCCGCCGGCGUGGCUGUUCCUCCAGUGGAGGUGCCUGGCCGCGGACGCCAGUGGGCGGGUGGCGGUGAAGUUCUGCGACGGGUCCGGCUCGGCCUGCGAGCGCUGGGUGUUCCGCAGCGACGGCACCAUCCUGAACACCGGCACCGGGAUGGUCCUGGACGCGAGGCCGUCGGCCAGCAAGAGCGGCUGCUACGACGUCGUCGUGUCGCCGGCCACGGGCAGCGCCACCCAGCAGUGGGCGCUCAUGCUGUGAUCUCUGAUCUGAUCCAUCAGCUUCCUGCUACAGGGCUAGUGGUGUGCCGUAUACAAUAAAGUCUUGUGGUGCAUGCUUGCUGAAUAAAGUCUAGCUCUGUACCAUUGCAGGUUGGGCGUUGUUGUUAGUGCUGUGAGUAUGUAAUAACAAUCGUUCUCCAGUGAAGUCUCUGUUUUCACCGAGCCAAAAGGAAAACCUUUCCCAUUUCA
Molecule: messenger RNA, 2143 nt
Organism: Panicum hallii
Lineage: Eukaryota; Viridiplantae; Streptophyta; Magnoliopsida; Poales; Poaceae
Product: ricin-like
Exons: 2
Coding region: 165-1934 (589 amino acids)
Biological process (GO): negative regulation of translation
Molecular function (GO): rRNA N-glycosylase activity
Source: RefSeq, a predicted model, not a curated record